AUGGGGGCGAUGGCGGAGGUGGUGCAGGAGGGGUGCGUGGAGAAUCGGCAGCCCCUGGCGGCUUCGAGCUCGUCCGUGUCGGAUGGCAGCAGCUGUGGCGGUGGAGGGCGGGCGGGGACGUCGCCGCCGGUGUCAAGCUCUGGGAAUUCCAUCUCCGUUCUGAGGCGAACAAGUGGACCGAUAAGAAGAGCUAAGGGUGGCUGGACGCCGGAAGAGGAUGAAACACUGCGGAAGGCAGUUGAAGCUUUCAAGGGUAGAAAUUGGAAAAAAAUAGCUGAAUUCUUUCAGGACAGGACUGAGGUUCAAUGUUUGCAUCGUUGGCAGAAGGUUCUUAAUCCGGAGCUUAUCAAAGGCCCUUGGACUCAAGAGGAAGAUGAAAAAAUUAUUGACCUUGUGGGCAAGUAUGGACCAACAAAAUGGUCUAUCAUCGCAAAAUCAUUGCCUGGCCGCAUAGGCAAGCAAUGCCGAGAGAGGUGGCAUAAUCAUCUGAAUCCAGAAAUAAGGAAAGAUGCUUGGACUCCUGAGGAGGAAAGGGCACUUAUUAAUGCUCAUAAAGUGUUUGGGAAUAAAUGGGCAGAAAUAGCAAAAGCUCUUCCUGGAAGGACCGAUAAUUCCAUAAAGAAUCAUUGGAACAGUUCUUUGAGAAAGAAGUUAGAGGCUUAUAGUAACAGCAGUGUUCUUUCAGCUCCGAAGCUGUUUGUUCAUGAUGAUUUCAAGGAUAAAAUGAAGCCCGUGGGUACUGGUAGCCAUCUUGAUCUGAACCAAAUGCCAAGCAUUGGUUCAAAAGAUGUCCCUGGAAGAGCUUAUCGUUCCAUUUUGAGCUCACCUUCACAGGCAUACAAUUUGGACUCCUCAGGCUUCCUUUCCCUUUCUAUACCAACUACGCAGCCUCUAACUUCAUAUGAAAUGUCAUCACUAGUUGAUGGUUCUGCUAUUACUUUGGCGGUACAAGGUCUGGAAAGUGACUCUGUCCGUGAUAAGGGCCUAGAAAUUGACUCUGUUCAUGAGAAGGGUGUUGAGGUUAGCUCAACACCUGAUCCUGUUGGGGUUGAAUUAGAAUCUGCACCAGCCAAAAGAGGGGCAGAAUUAUCUUCAAAGAACGAGUUGCAUUCUACCCUUGGUCCUCUUUGUUAUCAGAUUCCAAACAUGGAAGAUGUGGCCCCAAUCCAUACCCCGCUCCGUUCUGAACGUAAUGGUUCACAUCAAACAACACAACAUUUCAUGUCACCCAAUGGUUAUACUUCUCCCUCUCCAACGAUUGGAAAAGUAUCAAGUCAGCUAACUGUUGAUUCAAUUUUGAGGAUUGCUGCUGACAGCUUUCCAGGUACUCCUUCAAUACUAAGGAAAAGAAAACGUGAUAAAGCAACACCUGCUUCAGGUAAUGAGAUCAAGACGGGUGGAGUAAGCAAUGAUAGCUUUUACACUCCUAAUGGAACUAAUGGGAAGGACACUACUUCUCCACGGUCGUUUAAAACUGCUGCAUCCUUUUUGUCGCUGGGUUCUGUUGAUGUGUUGUUGACUUCUGUAAGGAGCUUUGAUUCUUCACCACCCUAUCAGAAAAGUUCAAAAAGAAUGGCUACCAUCAAAUCAGUUGAGAAACAGCUAGAUUUUUCAGCAGAUGGACUGGAUACUUCUGGUUCUGAGAUGAUGAACUCUCCUUGCCAUAAUUCCCAAGGCGCAAAUUCUAACAGGACGUAG
Messenger RNA from Miscanthus lutarioriparius, 1698 nucleotides. The record is from the annotation of a GenBank genome assembly. NCBI's taxonomy places the organism in Eukaryota, Viridiplantae, Streptophyta, Magnoliopsida, Poales, Poaceae.